AUGAGCUUGAAUACUCAAGAUUUAGUUUUGGCUUAUAUUAAUGAUUAUGUUUCCAGAAAUGAAAAAUUGUCGAAGUUGAAGAAACCAUUAUCGAAAUUAUUAGCAGGUAAAGAAUUACCAAAGGUUUCUAAACAGUUGGAAUCCAUUAUCAAGGAAGUGGAAGAUCUAGAAAAAGAACAUAACUCAAACAGCUCAUCGUCUGAAAGUGAAAGCUCUUCAUCAGACAGUGAAAGCUCUUCAUCAGACAGUGAAAGUUCUUCAUCCGAUAGUGAAAGUUCUUCAUCGGAUAGUGAAAGUUCUUCAUCGGAUAGUGAAAGUUCUUCAUCGGAUAGUGAAAGUUCUUCAUCGGAUAAUGAAAGUUCUUCAUCGGAUAGUGAAAGUUCCUCAUCUGACAGCGAAGACAGUGAAGACAGUGAAGACAAAAAAGUGAAAAAAGACAACAAAGAUUCUAGUCCUGCUUCAAGUUCCGACUCAGAUUCGGAUUCAAGCUCUGACUCAAGCUCAAAUUCAGAUAGUGAGAGUGAUGACAAAUCAUCAGAAAGCAGCUCUGAAGAUGAAGACUCAUCUAGUGAUUCAGAAUCCGAAGAAGAACAAAAACAACCAAAAGACAAGAAAAGAAAACAUACAAACGACGCCAAGGAAGAAAAAUCAAUUAAAAAGUUUAAAAACGAUUCAGAAUCAACAGCAUCAUCCUCUACUGAAUCAAUUCCUGCAACUCCAGAACCAGAGUUAAAACCUGGCCAAAGAAAACAUUUUUCUAGAAUAGAUAGAAGCAAAGUUACAUUUCAAAGUUCAGUAUUACAAGAUAAUACCUACAAGGGAGCAGCAGGAACUUGGGGAGAAAAGGCUAGUGAAAAAUUAUUACAAGUUAGAGGUAAAGAUUUUACCAAGAAUAAAAAUAAAAUGAAGAGAGGCAGCUAUAAAGGUGGCAGUAUCACUUUAGCUAGUGGGUCAUAUAAAUUCGAAGACUAG
Molecule: messenger RNA, 972 nt
Organism: Candida dubliniensis CD36
Lineage: Eukaryota; Fungi; Ascomycota; Pichiomycetes; Serinales; Debaryomycetaceae
Gene: SRP40
Product: Srp40p
Exons: 1
Coding region: 1-972 (323 amino acids)
Cellular component (GO): nucleoplasm; nucleolus
Source: RefSeq, a predicted model, not a curated record